AUGGAACUACACCCUAUUAUCGAUGCGGCACCAAGUACUGGAAAAAAUCAGUACAUACGCACGAAGUUGACGGAUUAUCUGACAAAAAGUAAGCAACGCCGGUUGCAGCGCGUACUUCGCGAAAUACCAUUAGGUGAUCGCCGUCCUAGCGACCUUUUCAAUGAGAUGAAGCGUGCAGCCGGCUCCGCUUUCAGUGAGAGCAUUCUGCACCAUUUGUGGGUUAACCGCUUACCUGCAUAUGCGCAAGCAGCCAUUAUAGCAACCAAUGUACCGAUAUCCGAAAAAUUAAAGAUUUCCGACACCAUUGUUGAGUCAAUUCAACUACGACAAGGACAGGUUAACGAAGCGUGUGGCAUACAAAACCACUCUGAUUCAUUUCUCAGGACCGAAAUAACUACACUAAAACAGCGCCUCGAUAAAGCGUUAGAUAACGGCAAAACCCAUUACCGUUCGCGUUCUAAAACACCAGCACGCCAUCGCAAGUUAGACAACGGUUCUGAUGACAUUUGUUGGUAUCACAGAAAAUUCGGUCAAGACGCUACAAGAUGUCGGCUACCAUGCAAGUUCACUCGCUCACCACCACCAAACGUUCCACAAUAG
Anastrepha ludens (Mexican fruit fly) is the source of this 600-nucleotide messenger RNA. RefSeq lists its product as uncharacterized. Lineage: Eukaryota; Metazoa; Arthropoda; Insecta; Diptera; Tephritidae. The record is from RefSeq and is a predicted model, not a curated record. Bases 1 to 600 code for a protein of 199 amino acids. The transcript has a single exon.